This is a messenger RNA of Schistocerca serialis cubense, 681 nucleotides long. RefSeq names its product trypsin-1-like. Gene Ontology annotation, molecular function: serine-type endopeptidase activity. The record is from RefSeq and is a predicted model, not a curated record. NCBI's taxonomy places the organism in Eukaryota, Metazoa, Arthropoda, Insecta, Orthoptera, Acrididae. The transcript has 2 exons. Gene Ontology annotation, biological process: proteolysis. The annotation marks the transcript as partial.
GUGGUGGGCGGGCAGGCGGCGGCCGUGGAGCGCUUCCCGUGGCAGGUGUCUCUGCAGCAGCGCGGCCGCCACCACUGCGGCGGCGCCCUGGUCAGGCCACAGUGGGCGCUGACGGCGGCGCACUGCGUCGCCUCCUACUUUGGGCUCGGCCUCAGCGUCCGCGCCGGCACCUCCACCAGGGGCAGCGGCGGCGUCGUGCGCGCCGCCUCCAGUGUCCACCCCCACCCCGGCUUCUCCUGGACCUCUUUCGACUGCGACGUCGGCCUCGUGAAGGUCGCGGACCCCUUUGUCUUCGGUGCAACAAUUCAGGCAGCGGGACUGCCAUUAAAGGAGCCAGCCGUGGGGUCGCUGGUGACGGUGACCGGCUGGGGCAGGCUGUCGGAGCACGGGCCGCCGGCCACCCAGCUGCAGGCGCUCACCGAGCCCGUGCUGGACCCGCGGCGCUGCGGCGAGGCGUACGCCUUCCUGGGCGGCAUCACGCAGCGCAUGCUGUGCGCCGGCUUCCCCGAGGGCGGCCGGGACGCCUGCCAUGGCGACAGCGGCGGCCCGCUGGUGCAGCGCCGCCUUCUCGUCGGCAUCGUGUCCUGGGGCCUCGGCUGCGCGCGGCCCGGCCUGCCGGGCGUCUUCUCCAACGUCGCCGCCCUGCGGCCCUGGAUCACUGAGCACAUAGGCACCGCUUGA